Molecule: messenger RNA, 1842 nt
Organism: [Torrubiella] hemipterigena
Lineage: Eukaryota; Fungi; Ascomycota; Sordariomycetes; Hypocreales; Clavicipitaceae
Source: the annotation of a GenBank genome assembly
AUGAAUGAUUCAUGCUCGCACAACCAUGCCCGCAUCCCGCACCCGUCGCAGCUUGAGCGCAGUCUGUCUCAGUCGCCGUUCUCGCCGGCCAAGCUGGGUCUAAUGCCGCCGCCACCGGCGAGAAACAGCGGCGAGUUCUCUCGUUUGCAGCAAUUGCCCAUCAUGGAAAAGUCGUCGCGCGCAAGUAGCGUCUGCUCUGCGACCAGCCGAGACAUUGAUACCAUGUACUCGGCGUCCAGCGUCAACAGCCCAGCGAGCACGUGCUACAACAGCGAGACGAGUGACUGGGCACCGACGAUUAGCUAUGAUAGUUGGAGAAUGAGAAGACAAAGCAGAGCACACUACAGACAAACAUCGACGGCGUCCAACUCAACGUGGGCGUAUGAUUCGGACGGAGAACCAAAGCGAUGGGAUUUUCAGCGAACGCCUAAUAAAGAGAUUGACUAUGAAGGUCAUCGAGUAAGCCCUAUUGCCGAGUCUGGUAAAAGCAGUAGAGAGACAAGCCCUAGCGGCCGCUCUUCUAAUGGCACCGAGGUCCUGGAGACAACAGAAUCUGCUUCUCCAUGGGAAACGGGAUCUGCAAACUCUGAGGAUGUGUCUGUCGAUGAUGCAGAGAGCAUUCUGACCUACACAACUCGCUUGGUCUACGGACUAGACAUUCCGGAUGAUCCGCACGUGCGUGCUGCUCUACAUAAGCUUACGUCGUCCUUUGUUCACCAACUCUCACCACACAUGUGGCAAUCGCAUGGUAGCAGUACCGACGGCUCAUGGCAAGGUGAUUUAUCUGGGUCAAGUUCGAAUACAUCACCAUGCUCGUCGGGUGGUGAUCGCAAGGGCAAGAAGCAUAGCAGAAGCGGUGACGACAACUCUCAGGAUGGUGGAGGAGCCGGUUCGGUGCAGUCCAAGAGGGCAAAGAAGAACGGAGGCGAAGAUGAGAAUAUUCGAUUAAGCUGUCCUUUCCGCAAACGCAACCCGUACCGGUUCAAUGUGCGCGAUCACCACAGCUGCGCCAUGACCUACUUUCCCAAAUUUGCCGAGCUACGACAACAUAUUGUGAAGCAACACAAAAGAGACGACCCGUCCGCCUUUGUGUGCGAUCGAUGUACCAAAAACUUUGUAUCGCGCAAGGAGCUGCGCGACCAUCAGCGUCUGCCAAAGGAGCUCAUGUGCGAUAUUACUGAUCAUGAUCCCGAAUUCGGAAUUGACGGGGCCACGGCGACAAAGCUACUGAGUCGCAAGAGAGCAGGAGGCUCGUCGGCAGAUUCGCAGUGGCGUGAAAUUUGGGGCAUCUUGUUCCCUGACGACGCGGACGAGCUAGUACAGCCUCACAUAUAUGUCCCGGUUGUAGAGCAUUUCGAGCUGUCAUCUGAAUUUGUCGGCUCUCUUGUCUCGCUGAAGCAGUCUCUGCGCGCAGACUUCCCCGACGAAGCAGCUCUAGAGCGUGUCACUGGCAAACUGCACGAUUCAUUUGCUGAUACGGUGGCCAGAUGCGUUACCGCAGCCCAAUUGAUGCGCUACAUUAACCGGAGCAACAAAAAGACAGAGUUUCUCAAGCAGCAAGAGCUUCGCGAUAGCCUUCCGCCGUCAAACCUUGCUGACCUGAGCGCGGGUUUGCCCUUGGUGGCAGCAGGAACAGCACAGCCCGGUCCAAUGUUGACUGAUUUUAUACAAGAUGGACGUUUUUCUCUAGUAGAUGGAUAUCUGGCUUGGAGCGACGAUAAGAAGCCGACGGAUGGCGCCGCCGAGAUGGUAGGAACCGGCGCCGAUGCACCAAUGAUUGCGCAGGAUGGCGAGGACAUGUAUGCGUUCUGGGAACGAGGCUAUGACGAGAUGAACCCAUGA